GCUAUAAGAUAAACAUAUCACGAUUCACGAGUGGUAAUACAUAGACCAUGUGUUUCAUAUAAAUAGCAGUGCUAGACGAAACUUGAGUCAGUGUGGAACCAUAAGUGCAAGCAACAUGAAUUACGAUUUCUCAUAUAAAGUAGUGCUAGUAACUGGCGCGAGUGCCGGUAUAGGCGAGGCUAUAGCUCUCCUGUUCGCUAAACUUGGCGCGAAGCUGUCGCUGGUGGGAAGGAAUGAGGCUAACUUACGAGCAGUCGCGGCCGAGUGCGAGAAGCAGAAGGGCGUGAAGCCACUGGCGAUGGUCGCGGACCUGGGGACUGAUGAGGGGGUCCAGAAGACUGCCAAAGAUACCCUCAAACAUUUCGGACGACUAGACGUCCUCGUGAACAACGCAGCCAUUGGUGUCUCGACAUGGCUUCUGCACGAAACUGACAUGAAGGUAUUCGACGAUGUGUUCAGGAUCAACGUGAGGGGAGUGUACUACCUCACCAAGCUCCUGGCCCCCGCCCUCGUCGAGAGCAAGGGCAAUAUUGUCAACAUCUCCAGUGUUGCUGCGACCAUGGUCUCCGUCGGCAGUCUGCCUUACGGCAUGAGCAAGGCUGCUCUGGACCACUUCACCAGGCUAACAUCCCUCGAGCUGGCUCCUAAGGGCGUCAGAGUCAACACAAUCAGUCCUGGAGUUACUGAAUCGGAAUUCGUAAAACGUAUGACCGGAUUCAGUGACAAGCAGUACAAAGAAUGGUUGGCAACACUAAGCAAGAAGAUCCCCAUGGGGGAGCCAUGUUUAGGAGGAGACAUAGCUCGUACGGUCGUGCACAUCGCCAGUGACUACAGCAGGCUGGUCACUGGGACCGUCGUGGAAAUAGACGGCGGCUACAGGUUCAACGGAUCAAGACAAACUCCACUGUUUGACAAAUAAACAGUGAUUUCAGAAAUAUUUUCGUGUAACAAAAUACUAAUUUAAGAUUAAGUGAACAAUUGUGAUAACGUUAUAUUUAUUUACAUAUUAAAAGCCUUUUAUUAAGUAAU
Molecule: messenger RNA, 1029 nt
Organism: Spodoptera exigua (beet armyworm)
Lineage: Eukaryota; Metazoa; Arthropoda; Insecta; Lepidoptera; Noctuidae
Source: the annotation of a GenBank genome assembly